AUGACGUCCAAUAGUGCAGAGUAUUUCAAUUUGUUAACUAAAGAGUAUCGGCUAUUGCCCAUAGUAUGCUUGAUUGAACAGGUUAGAGGAAUGCUUCAAUUGUGGUUCUACAAACGGAGGAAUUACUGGGCAUCUCAAAUGACAUUGCACUCUGACUAUUGUGAAACCCGAUUGGUAAGUGAGGCCGAUAAGGGCAGACGAUAUCGAGUUGAGCCUAUUGAUUGUUAUCAGGUCCACGUGCGAGAUAAUAGAUUGGACGAUAUUGUGAAUCUUCACACGAAGGAAUGCACAUGUAAGGAAUUCGACUCAGUUGGUAUCCUGUGUUCGCAUGCAAUUGUGGCUACCAAGGAACGAAACAUACCCAUUUGGAGUCUUUGCAGUCGAUUUUAUACAGUGGACUCCCUAAUGACUGCAUAUGCGGAGCCUAUAAAUCCACUCGGGCACAUAUCUGAAUGGAAAAGAGCUCCUAGAUAUGUAGAAAAGACUAUCCUUCCUCCAACGUUUGUGGCACAAGUCGGACGAUGGAGAGUGAGAAGAAUACCAUCCAGAGGAGAAUUUUGCAAACAAAUGAAAUGUGAUCGGUGUGGGAAUUAUGGGCAUAACCACCAAAAUUGUAGCAAACCACUCACAACCGUGCGACGUACUGAAAUGGUAGAAACUGUGACUCAAAUACCUCUCAUCCAGUUUAGUUUAUAA
This is a messenger RNA of Benincasa hispida (wax gourd), 696 nucleotides long. NCBI's taxonomy places the organism in Eukaryota, Viridiplantae, Streptophyta, Magnoliopsida, Cucurbitales, Cucurbitaceae. The record is from RefSeq and is a predicted model, not a curated record.